UCAGCCUCCCGCCAUCUCGAGGCAACUUCUUGUUUCCCUGUCACUCUGUGCCAGCCCUGGGGUUGUGUCCUUGCGCUCCACCCCCAAAAUCUUCCCAGGGCUCCGUCCCAGAAGGUCAGAGGGGCCAGGAUGGUGGACAUUAUCGCCAAACUGACCAGGAGGCAGAGUCGGGCCGUGCGGGCACAGGUGGACGAACCUCCGGAGCCCGUGUACGCGAACGUAGAGAGGCAGCCUCCGGCCACUUCGCCGGGCGCUGCCGCGGCCCCCCACCCCAGCCCGGUGUGGGAGACGCACACGGACGCCAGCACCGGGCGCCCCUACUACUACAACCCCGACACGGGCGUGACGACCUGGGAGUCGCCCUUCGAGGCUGCCGAGGGCUCCGCUAGCCCAGCCACCUCCCCGACCUCGGUGGGCAGCCGCGAGAGCCUCGAGACCGAGUGGGGCCAGUACUGGGAUGAGGAGAGCCGCAGGGUGUUCUUCUACAACCCCCUGACCGGGGAGACCGCCUGGGAGGACGAGCCCGAGGACGACGAGCUGGAGAUGCAGCCAAGCCUGAGCCCUGGCAGCCCCAGGGACCAGAGGCCUCCCACCCCCGAGACGGACUACCCCGAGUUGCUGACCAGUUACCCGGAGGAAGACUAUUCCCCCGUGGGCUCCCUCGGUGAGCCCGGCCCCACCUCUCCCUUGACCACACCCCCCGGCUGGUCUUGUCACAUCAGCCAGGACAAGCAGACGCUUUACACCAACCACUUCACCCAAGAGCAGUGGGUGAGGUUGCAGGACCAGCACGGGAAACCAUACUUCUACAACCCAGAUGACUCCUCCGUCCGGUGGGAGCUGCCCCAGGUCCCUGUCCCUGCCCCUCGAAGCAUCUGCAAAUCCAGCCAGGACAGUGAUGCUCCAGCCCAGGCCAGCCCCCCUGAGGAGAAGAUCAAGACCCUGGACAAGGCAGGGGUGCUGCAUCGCACCAGGACGGUGGACAAGGGAAAGCGGCUCCGGAAGAAGCACUGGAGUGCCUCGUGGACAGUGCUGGAGGGUGGUGUCCUGACAUUCUUCAAGGACUCAAAGACCUCAACUGCAGUAGGCCUGAGGCAGCCUUCCAAAUUCUCCACCCCUGAGUACACGGUGGAGCUGAAGGGGGCCUCUCUCUCCUGGGUCCCCAAAGACAAAUCCAGCAAGAAGAAUGUGCUAGAGCUACGGAGCCGCGAUGGCUCAGAGUACCUGAUCCAGCACGACUCAGAGGCCAUCAUCAGCACCUGGCACAAGGCCAUCACCCAGGGCAUCCAGGAGCUGUCCGCAGACUUGCUGUGCGAGCGCGAGCGGAGCCCGGUGCCGCGCUUCGUGCAGCAGUGCAUCCGCACCAUCGAGGCACGCGGGCUGGACAUCGACGGGCUGUACCGCAUCAGUGGAAACCUGGCCACUAUCCAGAAGUUGCGCUAUAAGGUGGACCACGAUGAGCGCCUCGACCUGGACGACGGACGCUGGGAGGACGUGCACGUUAUCACCGGCGCGCUGAAGCUCUUCUUUCGGGAGCUGCCUGAGCCCCUUUUCCCCUUCUCACACUUCGGCCCAUUCAUCGCGGCCGUCAAGUUGCAGGACCAGGCCCAGCGCAGCCGCUGUGUGCGUGACCUGGUGCGCUCCCUGCCGGCUCCCAACCACGACACGCUGCGGCUGCUGUUCCAGCACCUGUGCCGGGUGAUCGAGCACGGCGAGCAGAACCGCAUGUCGGUACAGAGCGUGGCCAUCGUGUUCGGGCCCACGGUGCUGCGGCCGGAGACAGAAGAGACCAGCAUGCCCAUGACCAUGGUGUUCCAGAACCAGGUGGUGGAGCUCAUCCUGCAGCAGUGCUCAGAUAUCUUCCCGCCUCACUGACUGCGGACCUGGGACUGGGGACCGCUGGAGGCCACCCAGCUGGACUUCAGGAGACCCUCCGCCUCCCACCG
Propithecus coquereli (Coquerel's sifaka) is the source of this 1946-nucleotide messenger RNA. Its product is annotated as rho GTPase-activating protein 27-like. Gene Ontology annotation, cellular component: cytoplasm. NCBI's taxonomy places the organism in Eukaryota, Metazoa, Chordata, Mammalia, Primates, Indriidae. Bases 130 to 1875 code for a protein of 581 amino acids. The transcript is spliced from 15 exons. Gene Ontology annotation, molecular function: protein binding. The record is from RefSeq and is a predicted model, not a curated record. Gene Ontology annotation, biological process: regulation of GTPase activity; signal transduction.